Molecule: messenger RNA, 225 nt
Organism: Haemonchus placei
Lineage: Eukaryota; Metazoa; Nematoda; Chromadorea; Rhabditida; Trichostrongylidae
Source: the annotation of a GenBank genome assembly
UUGUCACCAUCACUGACUUUCGAUAUAGGAUGCCACUUCUACUCUCUGAAUGUCACAUUUAUUGAUGGAUUCAGGUCAUUUAUCAGCUCAGAAGAAACAUGCUACGGCUACACAUCUGCGAGCUUUAUCAUUUUGUACAUGAUAGGAGGUAUACUAGUGCUGGUUGCNUACUUGCAGGCUAUAUUCCUUAAGGGGAAGGGGGAGAGGACUCGAUAUCAGACCUGA